CGAUGACGUCAUACGAUUUCUGAGUUGUGAGUACAGUUUAGAAAAUAGCGCCGCUCCCGGUACCGUCAGCUCAUAAGUGCGCGCGCACCUGCCGGAUAUUCACGUACUCCCGCGUCUCCGACUUCUCCUGACUGCAGGACCACACUCAGGGACCAUGUCUGAAGGGGACAACAAGUCAGCUCCCAGCACAGGCUCGGAUCCCAAACAAGAGAGUGUGAGCUCAUCGGUGUCCGGUGUGGUCUCCAUGUCUCCCCCUGUGAGCGCCCCUGCAGCUGCCCCCCAGGAGGAUGAAGAGGAGAGCGAAGAUGAGUCUGAAAUCCUGGAGGAAUCUCCCUGUGGCCGUUGGCAGAAACGACGUGAAGAGGUGAAUCAGCGCAAUGUACCUGGUAUUGACAGUGCCUACCUCGCUAUGGAUACAGAGGAGGGGGUGGAGGUGGUUUGGAAUGAGGUUCAGUUUUCUGAACGUAAAAACUUCAAAAUGCAAGAGGAAAAGGUGAAGGCCGUGUUUGAUAACCUCAUCCAGCUGGAGCACCUCAACAUUGUCAAGUUCCAUAAAUACUGGGCAGACGUCAAGGAGAACAAAGCACGGGUUAUAUUCAUUACGGAAUACAUGUCGUCCGGGAGCCUCAAACAGUUCUUGAAGAAGACAAAGAAAAACCACAAGACUAUGAAUGAGAAGGCUUGGAAGCGUUGGUGCACACAGAUCCUGUCUGCUCUUAGCUAUUUACACUCGUGCGAUCCACCCAUCAUCCAUGGCAACCUCACCUGUGACACCAUUUUUAUCCAACACAAUGGGCUGAUCAAGAUUGGAUCUGUCUUUCAUAGGAUUUUUGCUAAUGUUGCUCCAGACACAAUAAACAACCAUGUAAAGACGUGCCGCGAGGAGCAGAAGAACCUUCACUUCUUUGCCCCUGAGUACGGAGAGGUGACCAACGUGACCACAGCUGUAGACAUCUACUCAUUCGGGAUGUGCGCACUAGAGAUGGCUGUUUUAGAGAUACAAGGCAAUGGCGAAUCUUCCUAUGUUCCCCAGGAGGCGAUUAAUAACGCCAUCCAGUUUUUAGAGGAUCCUCUGCAGAGGGAGUUUAUACAGAAGUGUCUGGAGACCGACCCAGGCAAGCGUCCAACUGCUCGUGAGCUUCUAUUCCAUCAGGCCUUGUUUGAGGUCCCUUCCCUUAAGUUACUGGCUGCGCACUGCAUUGUGGGCCAUCAACACAUGAUACCUGAGAAUGCUUUAGAGGAAAUGACAAAGAACCUUGAUAUGAGCGCUGUGCUUGCAGAGAUCACCCACUGUGACCGCGAGGGAAUCCGCAUGAUAUUCUCUCAGUCACCAGCGCUGGAGCUGGACAAGUUUCUAGAAGAUGUCAGGAAUGGGAUUUACCCCCUCACUGCGUUUGGGAUGCCCAGGCCCCAGCAGCCUCAGCAAGAAGUUGUAAAGUCACCAGUGGUCCCUCCCUCUGUAAAGACUCCGACACCAGAACCUGCUGAGCUAGAGACACGCAAAGUGGUCCAGAUGCAGUGUAAUAUAGAAUCAGUAGAAGAAGGAGCAAAACACCACCUAACUCUGUUACUGAAGUUGGAGGAUAAACUAAACAGACACCUGAGCUGUGACCUGCUGCCCAAUGAAAACAUACAGGAACUGGCCGCAGAGCUUGUACAACUUGGGUUUGUCAGUGAGGUUGAUCAGAGCAAACUUACCUGUUUACUUGAAGAUGCUUUCAGCAAAUUCAACUUUGCACGUAAUGGAAACAUGUCGGCUGUAACUGUGUCUUCGUAGCAACAAUCUGCCCAUGCUGCUUUCCCAGUACCAUUGGCAUGGCCCAGCUUCAUCGGUUAGGGUAGCGGGCAGAUUUUUACAAGAAACAUGAAGAUCCUUAAUAUCCAACCUUGUGCCGGGUUACUCAAACAGCUGGAGAGACGAGGAAGCACAUGUAGAAGUUACCACCACAGCUUCUUCACAGUAUGACCUUAGUGGAUGUCAUGCUCCUCAGGGCCUGGCGCUAGUCCAGCUCUCAGGCCAAACCUUAUUACAUAUAUAGUGCUUUUACCUCAUCUGGCUAAUGAUCUAUUAUACAAAUGUAACCAAUGUCUGACUGUUAUGCUUUUAUUUGGCCGUCAUUCAUUUAGCGAUUGUGGUUAAUGAGGCUGAGAGUGGAUGGUCUGGGAUUCCUUGUCCCCCCUUUCUCAUGUUUGUAUUUUGGAGAGGGGAGAGCAUAUGAUGGGUGGGAGGAUUUCUGGUUCAUGCUGUUUACACGUGGGGAGACGUCGCUGCCUGAUGUCCCCGAAGGGCAUCAGUAUUGUAUGUCUAAAUAUCUCCUUAUCUGUAUUUUAGAAAAUGCUGCAAGAUGUGGCAUAAAUAGGAGUGCAUUCUCUCAAAUGGGGGGGAAGACUGCUGAGUAUAUUUGUCUUGUAUUCAUUUAUUUGUUUGGACAGCGUGUUGAAUACUUAACAUGCACCUCCAGGGUAAAGACUGCAUUAAAUCCUAAGCUCUGGGGUAGGGUAGUAGGUAACUAAAUGGGAUUACCUGGUUGAUCUUGGAGAAAGUUGACAGUCAUAUUUUCUGUUUUGUCUGUGUUUUUGGGUGUAAGGUUUGACCAAAAGCUACUAGGUUUCUUGGUGUAUGGUCAGAUAUGCUCCCAGGUGCCUCUGCAUACAGUGUGAUCUGACUUGCACAGGUACCUUGGCUUGCAUUGUGAUCAGACUUCCACAGGUACCUUGGCUUGUGCCACAGGAAGCUUCCUUAUAUGGUUUAGUAUAACACAGUUUUGGUUUUUGGGUUCAUGUUCUACAUGGAUCAUCACAGAACUUGUGUGUCUGUGCAAGACCUUUCACGCUUCCCAGUGAUUUCUCUUGCUCUGACAUCGAAGCUGAUCUAUCAUAUUAAUCUGGCCAUUAUGACUGAGUAGUAACUGUUUGCUGCCAUCAUGUUUUGUGCUCUUUGCUAAUGGAGCAGGCAUGCACACCUACCAUCUAGAAUAGCCACAGCAGUUGCCCUGCGCUUUAGUGUGAGUUGCUCCUCAGACCACACCAAGUUCACUCUAUCCCUGUGUUUACAUAGCAGACGAGUUUAGUUGCCAGAGCAGAUGGUGGCAUCCUGUAUGCGGACAUUAGCUGGCUCCAGUCUGCUCAUAAGGAACGUUUGAUGUUUUGGUUUCGUUGAUGAGAACUUAAAUUUGUACAGUAGCUCUCUGAGGAGGUGUGUGUGAUAUGUGUUGGCAUCUGCACUGAUGUAGUAAUGCAUGCAACUUUUCUUUUGGUGUCAUGGAACUGGCAACUGAUUUCCCUGUUAGUCAUGGAGUGCUUGCCCAGUGGUGCUUAUUUGCUAAAGAUUUGUGUAUGUGACCUGGGCUCGGUGGUGGGUUGAAGUGAUGCAUGUAGAUAUGGAAUAAGCAGGGGUCAGUGUGCUCUUACAUAAGAUGGAUUUUACCAUGUGUCAUCUCUACAAGCUUCUAACAGACUGCAACUGCCUCAGAUCAGUAGGCUGUGUGUGUGAGAUGCCAAGACUGCCAUAGAUGAGUACACUGUCUUUGUGAGAUACCAGUAUUGCUAUGGUUGAGUACGCUCUUUGUGUUAGAUGCCAAGAUUGCAACAGUUGAGUAGGCGGCUCUCUGUGUGGGAAUUGCAACGGUUGAUUAGGCUUUCUGUGUGUGAGAUGCCAGGGUUGCCACAAAUGAGUGUGUGAGAUGCCAACAUGGUGUUGCCUGACUACCUCCCAUUCAGUUACUUAGAAAAGAUGGCUCUGGAUUAUUUUGCAUGUGCGCCCAUGAUAUGAUUUAGAGUUACAGAAUUGGUAGAGGGCACUUUUUGGGUCAGGGUAUUUCAAACCCAAUGUUGUUUGCUUUGCACAAUAUCAAACGUCUGAGUCACAUGACUACCCAGUGUGACUUUUUGCGAUUUUAUUUGUAACUAAUAUUUGCAAUUUUCCUUUUUCUGUAAAUAAAGUUGGUUUGUUUUAAUAAAA
Molecule: messenger RNA, 3961 nt
Organism: Bombina bombina (fire-bellied toad)
Lineage: Eukaryota; Metazoa; Chordata; Amphibia; Anura; Bombinatoridae
Gene: NRBP1
Product: nuclear receptor binding protein 1
Exons: 19
Coding region: 155-1777 (540 amino acids)
Biological process (GO): protein phosphorylation; intracellular signal transduction; endoplasmic reticulum to Golgi vesicle-mediated transport
Cellular component (GO): cytoplasm; endomembrane system
Molecular function (GO): protein kinase activity; ATP binding
Source: RefSeq, a predicted model, not a curated record